CCACGCCCCACAUUCAAUAAAGUCACAACCAAAGCAUAAAAAGGCACAGAGAGACCCUCUUUCUGCCAUCAUCUCAUUCCCUAAUUUCCACCUCUUUCUGACUUCUCUGCACAGCAAUGGGCUCAAAUAAUGCAACUUUGGGGUUCUCAUUCACCUUGGUGUUGCUGCUGGCUGGCUUUGGCAGCUCAAACUUGGACCAAGACAGAGCAGAAUGUGCAGACCAGCUAGUCGGGCUCGCUACAUGCCUUCCAUAUGUUGGUGGUGAUGCCAAAGCUCCCACUCUGGACUGCUGCACUGGCCUCAAGCAAGUCCUGCAGAAGAGCAUGAAAUGCCUCUGCAUCCUGAUUAAAGACAGAGAUGAUCCCAGUCUUGGCCUCAAGAUAAACGCAACGCUUGCUUUAAGCCUCCCCACUGCCUGUCAUACACCAACCAACACAACUGAGUGUAUUUCUCUUUUGCAUCUGGCACCUAAUUCAACUGAUGCUAAAGUAUUUGAGGGAUUCUCAAACAGCACCAAAGGGAGUACACCAGUUGCCAGUGCUAAAGGGAAUUCCACCAGCAGUGGAUCAAGUGCUGCAGAAAACAGUGAUGCUGGGGUGAGAAAGAGAUGGUUGGGAGCAGAGAUGGUCUGUGGGAUUUUAGUAUGGUUUUUCACAUCAAACCAACCUUUCUAUGUUUGAUAAAAUUGUAUGCUCCCCCCCUAUUUUGGUCAUUAUUGUAUUUUAUUUGAUCAGAUGUAUGUUAUACUAGAUCCCCCUUUUUCUUUGUAGAAUUUUAUUUGCCAUAAAUUUUCCAACUGCACUGGACAUUCAAUGGAUCUGCAUGGAGCAAUUGGACUUAUUCCAGUGAUAAA
Molecule: messenger RNA, 853 nt
Organism: Corylus avellana
Lineage: Eukaryota; Viridiplantae; Streptophyta; Magnoliopsida; Fagales; Betulaceae
Product: Bifunctional inhibitor/lipid-transfer protein/seed storage 2S albumin superfamily protein
Source: RefSeq, a predicted model, not a curated record